AUGAGUACUCAAGGAAGUCAAUCAAAUUCGACUACCACCAACGAUGACACCUCGAUGACCGAUACUGCUCAAGCACCCUUAACGUCUAGACAAGCAAGACGAAGAGCCAAACGAUCGGGGAAUAAACCUGCCUCUGGUUCCUCAGCGUCUCGUCAAGGUUCUGAGUCUACACCACUUACCGAGGAAUACCUUCGAGAUAAUCAAGGUUCUUAUUCAUCCAGGUCGGGCGUUGAUAUCCGAAUGCUGCUCGCUAAACUUCCGGAACAUCGCGGAUCAAAGAUGGACGAACCGCUUAUGGUAGUUGAGGGGAUGACCAUUCGAAGGCGAGAUAUUAUCGAGACUAAGGGUCCAUCCACAGUUAAUUCCGGAUGUGAGAGUAUCUUUUUCGAUUACUGUCGGGAUGGGGUGACCGGACGUGUGGAGAUUCCCACUGAAAGAACAUGGACAGGCGCCUGA
Molecule: messenger RNA, 456 nt
Organism: Kwoniella botswanensis
Lineage: Eukaryota; Fungi; Basidiomycota; Tremellomycetes; Tremellales; Cryptococcaceae
Exons: 2
Coding region: 1-456 (151 amino acids)
Source: RefSeq, a predicted model, not a curated record